Molecule: messenger RNA, 5954 nt
Organism: Owenia fusiformis
Lineage: Eukaryota; Metazoa; Annelida; Polychaeta; Sabellida; Oweniidae
Source: the annotation of a GenBank genome assembly
UUGAAACCAGCGAUCAACUCAACCAUAUGUGAUCGGAUUAAGCCUAAUGUAAAGACUAUCAUAUCACAACAUUGCUAUAAGGGCCAUCCUGGAGGCAGCAAAAUGUCUUGGGACCCCAACGCCAGCAUGUCCUUUACCUGUAGCAAGGGCCUCACCAACAAGCCUGGGGAGAACAACUGCUUCCUCAACAGUGCUGUACAGGUCCUAUGGCACUUGGAUAUAUUCCGUAGAAGUUUUCGAUCACUAACGGGCCACGCCUGUAUGGGAAACUCUUGCAUAUUCUGUGCGCUGAAGGUAAUCUUCACACAGUUCCAGUACAGCGACCAGACUGCUCUACCCCCAGACGCCCUCAGAAAGGCUCUCGCUAAAACAUUCGCAGACCAGCAGAGAUUUCAACUUGGCCUCAUGGACGACGCAGCAGAGUGUUUCGAGAACAUACUGUUAAGGAUCCAUUUCCACAUUGCCAACCAUGAGAGUGAAGAUAUGUGUAAUGCCAAACAUUGUAUUCCCCAUCAGAAGUUUGCCAUGACCCUUGUAGAACAGAUUGUAUGCCAGUGUGGAGCUACUUCUGAACCGCUGCCUUUCACACAGAUGGUGCACUAUGUAUCUGCCACAUCAUUAGUGUCUGAGGCAAAGAGGGCUGGGGGCCCUGAGUUCCAGUUAGAGGCAGGAAUAUUUGGUCAACUCCUUCGUAAUGCUGCUGCUGUUGGAGACAGUAGACAAUGCCCGGGACCUACUAAGUGUGGGCAGAAUGUAGAGGUUAGGCGGAACUUGAUGAAUAGCCCUGAUGUGAUCAGUAUAGGGAUGAUCUGGGACUCUGAUCGUUGCUCCCCACAGCAUAUAAGUGAUGUGUUGCGCUCUAUCGGCACUACCAUUCGACUCAAUGAUAUGUACCAUGUAGUUGAUGACAGACUGGCCCAAAGAGCAAACCUGUUUCUCGUAGGGAUUGUCUGUUAUUAUGGCAAACACUACUCAACAUUCUUCUUCCAUCAGAAACAAAAUAUGUGGAUCUACUUUGAUGAUGCUACAGUGAAAGAGAUUGGUCCAGAUUUCAAAAGUGUGAUAAAGAAGUGUUGUAAGGGCCACUACCAGCCACUGUUACUCCUCUACAGUAACCCAAAUGGUGACCCUUUAGAUGCCAGUACUGCCCCACAGUACACAAUCAGAGUGCCCCCUACUGCCAAUACUGACUCAUUAGCAGAUGUAACAGACCAGAGACCUCGCCAGUCAAGAUCAAUGGAGCGUGAUCUACCCGCACAUGCACAGAUUAACGACAACUAUCACCCUAGGGAAAUGAGACCCCCAGCAGCCGGUGGCUCUACUUACACCAAUGACACUUCCAUCUAUGAUCGUCCUAGAACAAGGAGUGUAACUAGAGGUCAGGAACCUCAACUUUCGGAACAUAGAGACAGAAAUAAUCAUAAUAAUAUGAAUAGGCAGGACUUCUAUAUGACAACUGUGGACCAGACUGAUGGUCCCUCCCAGGGGUACCCCCCUGCAUCUACACGGGGGUACUCAGGGUAUAAGCACCCAUCUCCAAGUGCUCCCCCCUUAGACUCCCCUGCUCCAAAUUACCCUGCCCCACCCCCCAUUGCAGACACCAAUAAUAAGGUUACUCCAACAAACAGGGAAGAAGCUGCUCGUACUGCUGAUCUUAUGGGACAAUAUGUGCUCCAGAGUGGCUCUGUUAAGCCAUACUUUAAUACUUCUUCUAACAGAGGCAAUGAAGCACACAUCUAUAAUGUUACAGGUGUGAAAUACAAUCAACCUAAUGAAUAUUUAAACAGCACCUAUGAGCAUACCAGGACUGAGAAAUCAAGAGAAGUCUGUGAUAAAAAUAGACAAUACAAAAACUAUGGUGAAUAUUCUAAACAGCAGUCACACAAUAAUGGACCUUUGGCACCACACCAACAGGUGGCACCAAAUCAUCAGGUGGCACCAAAUCAGCAGGCAGCACCAAAUCACCAUGUGGCACCAAAUCACCAGCAGACAGCCUGGAACAAGGAGAAUAAACAUCUCAAUCAAAGCAUGGACCCCAAAAAGAGACUGACUGCACAUGAACUUUUAGGUCUAGUACCAAAGAGUAAGACUGAUCAGGAUAUAAAACAAAUGACCUCUAGCCAGACCCCAAUAGUCCGAAAGAGGCCAAGUAGUGCACAUGCUGCCCCCUAUACUUCAAAUAUGGACACUAAAUCGAAAUAUGCAGCCCCAUCAAACAAUGGUGUACUAAGACAUGCAAUGUCUACAACCAAUACAAGCAGCUACCAUGCUAGCCAAAGUAACAUUACAACUAACACUGCUGAUGUAAAUAAAACCAGACCCAAGGUCCAGAGAUCUCAGUCUGCCAAAAACCCAGUGAACCAUUACAGAGAUGAACACCAGGAUGAUCCCAGCUACAUCAAUCGGAAGGCUGUAGAAAGUGUAUUGAGCUACCAGAGGCAGAUGAGUGGCGCUAGUUUGAUUGCACAGGGGAGUGGCAAUCGUAGCAGUAACAGCAGUCUUGAUUCACUUACAGAUACACAGCUACGUGAGGCGGCGAAACAGUUGCCAUCAGCCAAUGGUGCGCCCUAUAUUAAACCAGCGUUGAAGAUUGAUAUCACAGAUAGUGUAUCAUCUGGCUACAACAGCGGAGAUAGGAAUAGCGCUAGUUCAGCUAGUAGUGCUUCAAACGAUGGUCAAGGUAUUGAUCCAACACCUGUCAAUCAAUCCAAGAACCCAUUUGUUUAUCCCAGCAGCAAUCUCCUGAAGCCAAGAGGUCAAGGCUAUGAGUCAAGGUCAUCAAGUGAAAGUCUCAAUUCUCUCCCUAGUAGCGAUAAUGGGUGUAAGGCACCAUCUGAUGGCCUGAAUAGAAAGUCUCAUCUAAUGACACAGAUUCCAGAAGGGCUGUCAACAUCUUAUAAUACAAAGUCAACAGCUUUCUUUAAGGAGAAACUUUCAGGGGGCAUGAGUCACAACUCUCAAGGUCAUCCUCCCAACAGACCAAUGGUAGCCACCCAUAAAGAGGCAUCACCCCCUAGGAAUGACUCUUCCAAUCGUGAACCAGUCCAUUUUAGACCAACAGACCGGUCCACUAAUGCUGGAAGAGGGGGGAUAGCUAGUUGUCCUACUACCCCUCUAGUAGGGCGUAAACUAGGUCGUAGAUUAGAUUAUGAGAACUUAGAUUCAAUGAACAGUGAUUUGAUGAGUCACCCAACUCAACCUGUCCAUGAUAGACCACCAUUAGGAUUAGCUGGAGAAGAAAGAGCUGAAUGGCUAUGUAGCAAAGCUGAGGAUCUAAUAGAGCAGUCACUCCUGAAGGAGAAAGAGGGAGACCUCCCAAUGUCCAUGUGUUUGUGUACUAAUGCAAUAACAUAUCUAAAAGAAGCUAUGACAUUGGGGAACAUAAGCCAACAGAGCGUGAUCCAUGCCCAGAUGAAGCACAACACAAGUGUUCUGAGGUCACGUAAGCUGCACCGUAUGAUCCAGCAGACGAACAAACAAGAUUCAAGUAGCGUCACAACCAGCGAAACUGGGAGUGAAGACAGAUCGAGCCUGAGUUCCAUGGAGCCUGCAUACCCUCCUCAAAGGGAGCCCCUAAAGAAUCUAAUUGACCUCUCAGAGAAACCAAAGGAGCAACACGAAGAGCUGAGGGAGCAACUAGAUAAACUCUAUAUCCAACAAAACAAAGAUGGAACUCCAGUCUGUAUGCAGGAUAUGAAAUAUGGACAGAACAGUAAUGAUGCUCAUGUAGUUGAAUUGAAUGUGAAAUAUGAUCACUAUAGACAGGCUAGCAAUGCUAGUACAAGUACACUGGUAUCUGCCACUAGCCAGGAGCACCUCAGACAGGGGAGUUGUAGUAGUACUAAUACACUAGGGGCCUCCACUGAGAAUGUUCAUACAGGGGUAUAUUCUGAUCCCCCAAUCUCAAACACAACUACAGUGAUCAGACCAAGGACAAGUUAUGAAAUGACUGAUACCCCUGUGAGGAGUGCGUUAAGUGAUGAAAAAACUACCCCACCAAGGACCGUGACUGCAUUUUCAGUAACUGAUAGCCCAGCUGCACGUAUCGUUGACCUAUAUGGGACAUUACCAAGAAAAAAAGAUAAGAAUAAACCUCUUGUUAAGCCUCAUGUUAAACAGAGCAAAGAGAAGGAGGCAGAAGUUUACCAGGCUUUCCUGAAAAAACAACGUCGCAAUACAACCUCAUCAUUUGAAAUGGAUCUCAAACGUGGUACUAUUGACAGUAGCAGCGAUAGCGACUACAGAUCUGGAAGUAGUCACAUCUCUGAUGAUACUAACUCCAUCCACCAGAGGGCACCUGAGGUGGGCAAAUCACGCAGAAUGUCAAAAGAGGAGCUGAGGAAAGUAGUCAGUCAAGGUGUGAUGUCUCGAUGGGGAGAGGAGGCUGUUACCCAUAAACCCAAGCAGCCUACUCCAAGCUCACAACAGAGCUACAAUAACUAUGGACUACAUACUAGCCAGUCUACUCCUCACAUGUCUCAGUAUACAAGCCAAUAUAACAGUUCUAUCCCUUCAACAAACACAAGCCAACAUAUCACUUCCUCAACUAAUAGUACACUGUAUAGUAACCCUAAAUCCAGUUCAAGUCAAUACAGUGGCAACCCUCAUGCUGCACAAUAUAACAAUGUACCUAAUCAUAAUUCAAAUACUUAUAAUAGUCAGAAAUCCAAUACAAACCAAUACAGUAGUAAUUCCAUUCCAAUCUCGAGCCAAUAUAACAAUACAACUUAUAUGAACUACAAUCAAAUUCAAUCUAAAAACCAAGAGAAUCUUUCGAGAAAUUCCAAACCAGCUCCUAACCCAAAGCCCAAAAUAGCACAAAAGCCAACAAAAUACAUGGAGAAACAAUCAGUAGGCUUCAGCUCAUCGUACCGUGUACCUAGCACUAAGGACUAUGAACAAGCAGGGAUGGGGUAUGCGCAAAUGAUGACUAAGCAGCAACAGGACUUGCUGUUAGAUGCACAGAAAGAAGACUGCAUGGUGGUUGACUAUAGCUGGAGGGAUGAACACGGCAAUGCCACAUGUCCCAAGUGUCAGAGUUGUGAUGGCUGGGUCCCUGAGACUCAAGUCUGCAUCCAUUGUGACAUGAUCCAUGUAGAGAACAAAUACCAGGAGGCCUCCAUUGGAAGUGCUCCCAGAAUCACCAAGUCUAACUCCCAGAUACAUCUCUCUCGACCAAUCAAUGGUGGAGAUAGAAGACAAACUAUACCUGAUAAUACUGAAUCUGAAGAAAAAUUCUAUGAACGCGUAGCUGUAAAAGACCUUGCGAAAAGAUUUGAGAAAAAUUCAAAUGAACGAAAAAUUGAUGAUGAAACUUUAAGCCCUUGUAGCAUACCUAGAAGUCGAAGCUUCUCAGGGACAGGGACACCCAAACCUGCGCUAGUGAAACGUCGUAGGAAACAUCGCACUAGGAAAAGCGUAACAUUCUGUGAAAACAUUGCUUUGGUGGCCGGAGAGGCUGAAGAUCUCGCAUAUAGGAAACCAGAUUAUAUCACUUAUCUUGCUAAACUUGGGCAUGGGGUUAGUGCGGACAAUGUCACUGGUGAAGCCAUUGAUAAAUCAGAGAAUGGUGACACAAAGCAGAACACUGGAUAUGAUUCAGAUUAUGACGGAAGUACAUCUGAUUCUGAACCAGAAGCUGAUAAACCUGUGGACCGCAUUCGAUGUUCUCUGUGUAGAAAACGUUGGAUAUCCCAGGAUAAAGUUUAUUGCGCACAUUGUGAGGCUUACAUGUCUCGUCUACAGACUGCUUGAUGACAGCACAAUAUAGCUGUCAUUUAGUUGUGUGCUUGCCCCUUUAGUGAAUAUGCACAGACUGCUUUAUGACAACAUAAACAUAGCUGUCAUUUAGCUGUGUGCUGGCCCCUUUAGUGAAUAUGCACAGACUGCUUGAUGACAACAUAAACAUAGCUGUCAUUUAGCUGUGUGCUGGCCCCUUUAGUGAAUAUGCACAG